CAUUGCAAUCGUGUAGGUCGAAAGGAACCACUCCCAGUGUAAAGGCAAACGUUUUUCAUUAUUUUUCGCUUUUGGUAGAUUUUGGAUUUGCGAAGGCUCUCUCCUAAUACCCUCUAGUUGUUUCAACAGCUUUGUUUGGGUUGAAGGUGCAGUUAAUUGUGCGUGAAGUCCACAGAAUUUAUUUGGGUAGUUCGAGUAAAGAGCACAGAACGAUAAAGGGCGAGAAGUAUUACGUGCGUUUUAUUAGUACUAAAACGAAAUGAGUACUGAUAUAGAUAGAUUGCGGCAAGAGGCCGAAACUUUGCGGACCGAAAUAAGGGAUGCACGCAAAGUGGCUGCAGAUACAACAUUAAUGCAGGUUGCCUCUAAUGUUGAAGCGGUGGGUAGAAUUCAAAUGCGCACCAGAAGAACUCUUCGAGGUCAUUUAGCAAAGAUCUAUGCUUUACACUGGGCUACUGAUUCCAGGAAUCUUGUGAGUGCAUCUCAAGAUGGCAAACUGAUAGUAUGGGAUUCUUACACAACAAACAAGGUCCAUGCCAUUCCAUUAAGAUCUAGUUGGGUAAUGACAUGUGCAUAUGCUCCAUCAGGAAACUUUGUUGCAUGUGGUGGAUUGGACAAUAUUUGCUCAAUCUACAGUCUCAAGACCAGAGAGGGCAAUGUUAAAGUUAGUAGGGAGUUACCUGGUCAUACUGGUUACCUUCCAUGCUGUAGAUUUUUAGAUGAUUCGCAAAUAAUUACUUGCUCAGGAGAUAUGACAUGUUGCUUAUGGGAUAUUGAUACUGGUCAACAAACAACGACCUUUCAUGGUCACACAGGGGAUGUCAUGUUUUUGUCUCUUGCUCCUGAUGGAAGAUCAUUUGUAUCAGGUGCUUGUGAUGCAUCAGCUAAGAUCUGGGAUAUCCGUGAUGGCAUGUGCAAGCAAACCUUCACUGGUCAUGAAUCUGAUAUAAAUGCAGUUGCUUACUUUCCAAAUGGUAAUGCAUUUGCUACCGGAUCUGAUGAUGCAACAUGUCGGCUAUUUGAUAUCCGAGCUGACCAGGAAGUCAUUGUUUAUUCACAUGACAACAUAAUAUGUGGCAUUACAUCAGUUGCAUUUUCAAAGAGUGGUCGUCUAUUGCUGGCUGGUUACGAUGAUUUUAAUUGUAAUGUUUGGGACACAUUGAAGGGUGAACGUGCUGGUGUUCUAGCAGGUCAUGACAACAGAGUAAGUAAUCUUGGUAUCACUGAAGAUGGUAUGGCUGUCUGCACCGGUAGCUGGGACAGUUUCCUGAAGAUUUGGAAUUAAAUAUGUAACGCUGCAAUGAAAGUGAUGUGAAGUGGCUGCUGAGCCAGUAGUUAUGCAUUUAUUUUGUAAAAUGUACAUGAACAACACUGAUCAGACUUGUCUACAUUCAAUGACAAUACAAGGCUUAUGCAAGCAAGGCAGCACUGAAUAUCUGCUAUAUGUACCUCUAUUUAAGUUUAAGCAAAUCAUGCAUGAUUGCUAUUAAUUUAGAAUGAAGAUUUAGGUUAAAUUAGAAUUUUUUUGUGUAAAUUUUAUGAAUUGUACAAGUUGUUUAACAAUCAAGUCAGAUGUAUUAAGCUGAACAAUGUGCUGCAAUGUGAUCAUUACAAUAAUUUUUCUUUCAAAUGUGGGAAAGUAAUGAUGAAAGCAUAGCCUCUUGGCUUUUGUGAUGAGACUACAAUGAACUGCUAAAACAUGAGAGUAAUUAGACUAAAAUUGAUUGAUAGUUGUAUAAAUUAUUAGGUCCUUUCACAAGAAGUAAACAUUCUUAUCUUUAACAAAACAUAGCAUGAGUGUAGUCUGGAAAUUUUCUCCUGUAAUUUGAUUUUGAAGUAUUCAUGUAAAGUACAUCUUGUGGUGUGAAUUAUUGGUUGGUGGGUACCAGACACCUUGCUGGUCUUUCAUUGUAAUUAAAGAUAUGGUGGAUUUGGUGAUAUUUGUUUUCAUCAAACAUGAA
Molecule: messenger RNA, 1961 nt
Organism: Xenia sp. Carnegie-2017
Lineage: Eukaryota; Metazoa; Cnidaria; Anthozoa; Malacalcyonacea; Xeniidae
Product: guanine nucleotide-binding protein subunit beta-1
Exons: 11
Coding region: 260-1285 (341 amino acids)
Biological process (GO): G protein-coupled receptor signaling pathway
Cellular component (GO): heterotrimeric G-protein complex; cytoplasm
Molecular function (GO): signaling receptor complex adaptor activity; protein binding
Source: RefSeq, a predicted model, not a curated record